This is a messenger RNA of Lodderomyces margitis, 546 nucleotides long. RefSeq lists its product as uncharacterized. The record is from RefSeq and is a predicted model, not a curated record. NCBI's taxonomy places the organism in Eukaryota, Fungi, Ascomycota, Pichiomycetes, Serinales, Debaryomycetaceae. Bases 1 to 546 code for a protein of 181 amino acids. The transcript has a single exon.
AUGCAAUUCUCCAAAAUCGCCAUCUUAUCUGCAGCCACCAGUACUGCUGUAGCUACGUACGCCAACUCAAGUUCAACUCCAGAAGAAAAUCACACUACUACCAUUGUCCUUGGUAACUCCACUAUUGUCACUGGUGUAACUACUGUCACUGAACUUGAAACCACUUACACCACUUACUGCCCAUUGUCAACCACCCCAGAAGGAACAGCUCCAGGAAAGCCAACUACUACUGCCCCAGCUGGUGAAGCCCCAGCCCCAGGUCCAUCUAAACCAGCCGGUGGAAACUCAGGUGCUCCAACCACCACUACUAAACCAAGCGGUGAAGCUCCAGGCUUCCAAACCACUUCAGGUAAUGUUGGUACUUCAAUUUCAUCUACACCCGUAGGUGGAGCCUCAGGUACCAAAACUACCGUUGCUCAUGAAUCAACUUCUCCAGCUCAAGGGGGCUCUUCUCCAACAGUUUCAGUCGCUUCUGAAGCUGCAGGUGCUGCCAAAUCUGUCCCAUUUGUUGCUGGAUUAUUGGCUAUGGGUGCUGCUUUGGUCUAA